Molecule: messenger RNA, 1218 nt
Organism: Colletotrichum abscissum
Lineage: Eukaryota; Fungi; Ascomycota; Sordariomycetes; Glomerellales; Glomerellaceae
Exons: 2
Coding region: 1-1218 (405 amino acids)
Biological process (GO): mRNA splicing, via spliceosome
Cellular component (GO): spliceosomal complex
Source: RefSeq, a predicted model, not a curated record
AUGGCGCCACCCGCCGACGAAACCCCAACCACAGACGCGGCUCCGGCCCCGGCCCCGAUCCUCUUCCGCGCAAACAAGAAGCGCAAAGCAGGCCUCCGUCAACGCGCCGCAUCACCCGCCGCCGAUGACGACGACAACGCCGCAGCCUCGAAAUCAACAUCGACAGCAGAAAACAAUACGACAUCUGCACCAGCCACGGAAACCACCGCCGACGAGGGCCCCGAAGCACACAUCCCCUCCGCCCUCCGCCACCGCGCUCGGAAGCGACUCAACGGCGUAGGCUUCUCUGCGCGAGGCACAACCGCCCUCGCCGGCGCCGGAGGAGACGAUACAGACCCAGUGAGCCUAUCAUCAUCAUCGCGCGCACUGGUUUCCGUCCCAGCACAAGCCCCAGACGACGACCCCCUCAUCGCAAAGCGCUUCGCGCCGCAGACCGGCGCAGCAGCGACUACAAUCGUCAACAAACACAUGAUGGAAUACAUAGAAUCGCACCUCUCUAACCGCAACCCCCCACCACAAUCCGAACUUCCAACCUCCUCCCAACACCAAGCCGCCACCGUCGUAACGAAUCCGUCAACAACAGCACCCUCCGCCGGACCAGCCGAACUUCCAGACCCCAAAAACCACCCCAUCAUGCAAGGGAAACUAAUGGAAGUCGACCUCGGCGACGAAGUCCGCGCCCGGAACCAAGCCAUGACGGAAAAGGCAGCCCGCCGCCUCCUAGGCGAAUCCGUCGACGACGAUACCGGCGGCCGGCGAGCCAAGAAACCCCGCCUCGGCAGGGACGGUAAACCCUGGCGGCCCAGGAACAGGCGCACCAGCGACGACAUCAAACGCGACCAGCUCGUCGAGGAGAUUCUGCGCGAGAACAGACGUGAGGUUUGCACCGUCUCCUUCAAUGGGGCCAGCAAGCACAUGCUAAUCUGGAAACCUUACUUAGUCGACGUCUACGAUGUACCAAAACCACAGGAACCCCAAAACGAAGGCGACGGCGACGCAGACGACCGCAUCGCCGAGGAAUUCCGGCGCGAGUUCAUGGACGCCAUGGUCCAGCGCCAACAAAAGAAGAAGACGGCAGCGCCGGCGGCUCGCGCCGGGGCUCGCAAGGCCGAUGAAGAAGUCCUCAAGGGUCCGAAGCUGGGCGGUAGCCGCAACGCUAGAGCCGCCAUGCGCGAUUUGCUUUUGAAGAAAGAAAAGGAGAAGGACUCGAGAAGAUGA